AUGAAUAAGAGAAUUUUGCCAAAUGGGGAAGACAAUAAUGAUAAUAAAUCGGGAGUUAAUCGAUAUAUUGUGAAUCCUGAUGAUCAAUUGGGAAAUGAAAAUAAUAGUUAUAAUUUAAAUAAUCCCGAAAAUGAAAUAAAAGAAGAAAACUAUAUUGGGGGAAAUAACCAUGAUAUUUCUAAUAACAUGAAUUGUGAUGAAAAAGAUCAUUUAAAUUUUAUGAUAGAUAAUUCCAAUGAUCAUAAUAAUUAUACUGGUCUUAAUAUUGGAUCAAUUAGUAAUAACAAUAACAAUGCAAAUUUUAAUAACAAUAAUAAUAACAAUAUUUUGAAAUGUUCAAUAAGCGGUGAUAUAGAUAGUUUCAUUGGGAAGCAUGGAAUUGAUAAUAAUCGAAAUAAACAUUCAUAUUAUACAAAUGAAGGAAAGAAAAGGAAAGGAAGUAGAUAUACUAUGCCAUUUUUAAAAAAAGAAAAAAAUAAUGUUAACAAUAUGCUUAUUUUAAAAAAUAUUCCUUCUGAUAUUGAUGAAGAAGAUAUAAAAUCUCUUAUAAAACCAUUUGUAAAUAACAAAACUCCUGAAAUAACAUUUAAUGAUGAAGGUGUAAUAAUAAAAUUAUAUGACGAUGAUUUACAAGAAAAUAUUUUUAACUAUUUCAAAAACCAUCCAACUCAAAUAAAAGGAUCAUUUUUUGAAAUAAAAUUAACAAAAAUGAAUGAAGAUACAUCAACUAAAGGAAUUUUAGAGAAUCAUAAAAAUAAUAAUGGAAAUAUGAAUAGUGGAUAUGCAAAUAAUGAAUAUAAUAAUAACGACCUUUAUGAUAUGCGUGGGACGAUUGAACAUUUCGAUAGGGAAAACUCAAAGGAUAAGUUAAAUGAUAAUGAUAAAAGAAAUACUAAAUAUAACAAAAAUGAAUGUUCAAAAGUAAUUUUAGUAUCUGUUGUAAAUAUGCAAUAUCCUGUUGAUAUGGAAUUAAUUUAUUAUUUAUUUAGUAAAUGUGGAAUAGUUGAAAAAAUUAUUACUAUAUCAAAAAAAACAUCAAUUUUUCAAGCUUUAGUGCAACUUGAAUCGAUUCAAGUAGCUAAAGAAGCAAUCAAAACAUUACAUAAUAGAAAUAUAUAUGAUGGAUGUAAUACUUUGCAAAUUCAGUAUUCAUUUUUAAAAGAGCUUAUAAUUAAAAAUAAUAAUUCGCAAGCAUGGGACUAUACUACACCAAAUCCUCAAAAAAAUAAAAAUAAUUUUUCUUUUCAAACAUCUCAUGGGGUUUUACCAACUCCAACAAGAAAUAUCAAAGAGACUGAAUUAUACAAAUUGUUAGAAAGAAAAUUUAAAAUUGUCGAUUUUGAAACAAAAAAUACAUCAAAAACUCCUGUCCUAAUUUGCUAUAAUAUUCCCAAGGAUUAUAGUGACGUAAAUAAGCUAUUUAACUUAUUUAGUGUAUAUGGAUAUGUUUCAAGAAUUAAAAUAUUGCGUGAAAAGCCAGAUUCAGCUCUUAUUCAAUAUUCGAAUUAUUUAUUUUCUUCAUUGGCUCAAGAAUGUUUACAACAUGCAAAGAUUUGCCAAAACAUUUUGGAGUUACAUUUUUCUAAAAUAUAUGAUAUAAAAAUUUCUUAUCAGGAUAAAAAUAGAGAUUCUUAUAAGGCGAAAUUUUUUAGUAACCAUGAUCAGCGAUAUGGGAUAUCUGACCAAUUAAAAUAUGUUAAAGGAGCGUGCAAACCAACAAAAACUUUAUUUAUAUCGAAUGUUAGUGAAGAGGUAACAGAAGAAUGUAUAAUAGCUUUGUUCAACAAAUAUGAUGAAAUCAACAAGUUUAAAUCUCAACCUAUAAAAGAGGGCAAGAAAAAUUUUACAGCAACUAUUGAAAUGAAUUCAGAGGAUACGGCAACAAAAGCUUUAAUGGAUCUUCACAACUUUCAACUUAAAGAUCGUUGCAUGAAAGUUUCAUUUACAAAAACUAAACUGCCAUGA
Molecule: messenger RNA, 1965 nt
Organism: Plasmodium berghei ANKA
Lineage: Eukaryota; Apicomplexa; Aconoidasida; Haemosporida; Plasmodiidae
Product: polypyrimidine tract-binding protein, putative
Exons: 5
Coding region: 1-1965 (654 amino acids)
Biological process (GO): regulation of RNA splicing
Cellular component (GO): nucleus
Molecular function (GO): mRNA binding
Source: RefSeq, a predicted model, not a curated record